This is a messenger RNA of Triticum turgidum subsp. durum (durum wheat), 516 nucleotides long. The record is from the annotation of a GenBank genome assembly. NCBI's taxonomy places the organism in Eukaryota, Viridiplantae, Streptophyta, Magnoliopsida, Poales, Poaceae.
AUGCCGAUCCAAGCAAACGGAGUCCCAAGGAAACUAGCCGACCCUUUCGACUUUGGUGGUGGCCAUAUGGACCCUGACAGAGCUGUUGACCCUGGCCUGGUUUAUGACCUCGAUGCAAGGGAGUACAACAAGUUCUUGAACUGCACCCAAGGAUUAUCAGACGGUUGCAAGUCCUACAAUCUUAACCUCAACCUCCCGUCGAUCACUGUGCCAGACCUUAAGGGCCAUGUCAUUCUUCGGCGCACUGUGACUAACGUUGGGCCAACAGAAGCAACAUAUCAUUUAGUGGUUGAAGCUCCAGCAGGGAUAGAUGUGUCGGUGGAACCAUCUGUGAUCAGUUUCACCCAAGGCAACAGUAGAAGCGCGACAUUUAUGGUGACAUUCACAACAAGACAGAGAGUGCAAGGAGGAUACACUUUUGGGAGCUUGACAUGGUCAGACGGAAGUACCCGCUCAGUGAGAAUUCCUGUUGCGGUACGAACUGUGAUACAAGACUUUGUUGCGGACACGUCCUAA